Messenger RNA from Panicum virgatum (switchgrass), 1567 nucleotides. RefSeq names its product cilia- and flagella-associated protein 91-like. NCBI's taxonomy places the organism in Eukaryota, Viridiplantae, Streptophyta, Magnoliopsida, Poales, Poaceae. The transcript has a single exon. Gene Ontology annotation, cellular component: plasmodesma. Gene Ontology annotation, biological process: protein folding. The coding region runs from base 200 to 1378 and encodes 392 amino acids. Gene Ontology annotation, molecular function: protein-folding chaperone binding. The record is from RefSeq and is a predicted model, not a curated record.
GCAAUUCGAAGCUCCCGAACAUUCCCAAGACAACGCCACCGCCUUCUUGAACAUUCUCCCUCGUCCUCCUCAUAUACGCGCCGCGACAACACCCCCUUCUCACCACAGAGCAAUUCGAACAGCAGCAGCUCGGAGAACGCAAUCCCAGUUCCAAGAAAAGCUCAAGGAGCCCGCCGCCGCCGCCGCCGCAGAAGCAGCAAUGGCGUCCCGCCGGUUCUUCGCCUACGACCCCUACGACUACUACUACGCCGACCCGUACCACUACCCCUACCCGUACUACCCGUACCAACAGCAGCAGCCGCCCGCCCCGUCCCGCGGCGCCGGCGGGUUCUUCGCGGACGCCGCGCCGGAGCCGGUGAGCGUGGCUCCGCGGCCCAGGGUCGAGUCGUCGAGGCCGGUCUCCAUCCCCGUCUGCUUCGUCGGGUCCGACCCGGAGCCCGCCGGGGUGGCGGCGGCGGCGGAGGUGCCGAGGAAGCGGGCGCCGUCGGCGGAGGAGGCCGCGGUGAGGGUGCAGGCGGCGGCGCGCGGGUUCCUGGCGAGGCGGUCGGUGCUGGCGGUGCGCGAGGUGGAGCGGGAGGCGGCGGAGGCUGGGGGGAAGAUCGCGCGCGAGGCGGCGGUGCUGCGCGCGGACGCGAGGGCGCGGGGCGCCGUCGGGGAGGCGCUGAUGAGGAUGCUGCUCCGGCUCGACGCGGUGCGCGGCGCGCGGGAGUACCGGAGGAGGGUUACCACGCGGGUGCUCGCGUUGCAGGACGCCGUCGACGCCCUCGAACACAAGCCGGCGCCGGUUGCCGCAGCCGCAGCUGAGGAGAACGAGUCCGGGGUGUCGAACGAGACGCCCGGCGAGAGCGCGGUGGCCUCGGAGCUCCCGGAUGUGGUGGAGCGCAGCGCCGAGAUCGAAGCGAAGGCGGCUGCCGAGAUGGAGGUCGGCGGGGGCAGAGCCGGCGGCGAGCGGGGAGAGGCGGAGGAAGCGGAGCAGGCGCAGGACGACGGGAACGUUGUUGCCGCCGACAAGCCGGAAGGUUCGGACGCGGCGGGCGAGUUGGGGAUUGUGACGGAGGAACCGGAGCCCGCUGCGGCGCCGGCAUCGCUCUCCGACGCGCCGCGGCCCCAGGAACAGGCGGUGGCCGAGAUCCGGACCACGGAAACGGCGGCCGGCGGCGACGGCGGCCUGGACGCGCGGAAGGUGAUGGAGAUGGCGGCGGCGCUGUGCGAGCGGAGCGCGCAGCAGUGCGCGGUGAUCGGCGCGCUGGCGGAGCGCGUGGACGCGCUGGAGCGCGCCGUGCGGCGGGCCGAGGACGCCGAGCGCCGGCGGCGGCGGGCCAAGAAGCUGAGGAAGGAGGGGAAGGGGAGCAGCCACGGCAAGUGCUACAGCGAUUGAGAGGGAUCUAAGCACAAAUAACAGCUUUAUGUUUUUGAGCUUUUUUCCCCUCCGUACUUAGUUUGGUAGAAAUCGGCGCUGUUUUGUAAAUUUGUUUCGUUUUGUUUGUAUAAUAAUUCAGUUUUCGCAAUGUAAUUUGAUUUGCAUGUCUUGGCUUGGAGAAUCAUGUUCUUCCUUCCUUCUGUGGCA